Messenger RNA from Amphiprion ocellaris (clown anemonefish), 6371 nucleotides. RefSeq names its product follistatin-like 4 (gene fstl4). Gene Ontology annotation, biological process: multicellular organism development; regulation of BMP signaling pathway; cell differentiation. Gene Ontology annotation, molecular function: calcium ion binding; protein binding. Lineage: Eukaryota; Metazoa; Chordata; Actinopteri; Pomacentridae. The transcript is spliced from 16 exons. Bases 395 to 2935 code for a protein of 846 amino acids. The record is from RefSeq and is a predicted model, not a curated record.
ACGUCAGGAGGAGAGCGGAGCGAGAGGAGUUGAAAUAGGGCAGAGCAGGAGCGCAGCGCGGAGAGGAAAACCAGCCGGAGGAGCCGGAGGAUGGAGAGCCGCCGCCGCUGCUGCUGCUGCUGCUGCUGAGAGUUGGGGAGGACGCGCUGUAACCGUCGCUACUGACACAACCAGCCAGUCAUUCAUCUGAACCCUCGUAACCUUCUUUUUUUUUUAACUGAGCGAGCAGGAGGAGGAAGAGAAGGAGUCGGAACUAAAAAAACAAACACAAAAAACAAAACAACAAAAAAAAAAACAAAAAACAGCGCAGUUGGACGAGAGAAAUCUGUGGCACAUUUGCACGAAUUUCCUUUUUUUCUGCCUUCUUGCCUCGGAAUACCACAGAUAAACACUCAUGGGCAGCCUGGCUGUUUGGGCUGUGGCUGCAGCCGCUCUGCUGGGAAUGUCGGGGUGCUGGUUGGCUGAAGGGCACAAGAGCAGCAGGCGAGGCAGCGUGGAUACAGCCAGCAUGUCACGUACCUCCUCCCAGGAGCCACACUCCAUGGAGAAGGGGAAAGCAGACGGGAACAUCGAUCAAUCCCUCACCGAUCCAGAUGGUGGUCCCUGUCGGAGGACCUACUGUGGACGGGGUCGACAGUGCGUGCUGAUGGCAGAAACCGGGCGUGCCGAGUGCGUUUGCCAGGAAAAGUGCCGUCCCUCGUUUGUGCCGGUGUGUGGCUCAGACGGCAGGUUUUACGAGAACCACUGUGAGGUUUACCGCACCGCCUGCCUGGAGAGGAGACGGAUCUAUGUGGUGCACAGCAAGGACUGCUUCUUCAAAGGCAAUGCAUGCACCAUGUCGGAGUACAACAGGCUGAAGAACAUGCUGCUGGAUAUGCAGCCGAAAGUGCUGAAUACUGGAGAGCAGGAACAGCAGAGAGACAUGGAGGAGAAGAGAGCACUGGUGGACACCAUGUUUAAAUACCUGGAUGUGAACCAGGACGGCCGGCUGAUCAGUGAUGAACUGGAAAAGAUCUCGAUGAAGGAGCACCUGGAGGACAGUCUCUUGGAGUGCACCAUGCAGGACCUACUGCGUUACGACGAUUACAACAAUGACGGCCACCUCAGCCUACACGAGUUCUACACGGCUUUCCAGGUUGUCCAGUUGAGCCUGGCAGAGGACCAGCAAAUCAGCGUCUCCACGGUAACAGUGGGCCUGAGUGCCGUCCUUACCUGUGCCAUCCAGGGGACGCUGCGCCCACCAAUCAUCUGGAAGAGGAAUGGCAUCAUAUUAAACUUCUUGGACCUGGAGGAUAUCAAUGACUUUGGGGAUGAUGGCUCCCUGUACAUCACCAAGGUGACAACCAUCCACAUGGGGAACUACAGUUGCCAUGCCUACAGCUAUGAAGACCUCUAUCAGACACAUGUGCUGCAGGUGAAUGUCCCUCCGGUGAUCCUGGUCUAUCCAGAGACGCAGGCCCAGGAGCCCGGCGUAUCUGCCAGCCUGCACUGCCACGCCGACGGCAUCCCAAAUCCCAAACUCCUCUGGCUGAAGAACGGCAUGGAUCUGCAGCCCAGAUCUUCCAAACAGCUCUCCCUCAUAGCAAAUGGCAGCGAGCUCUUUAUUGGCAGCGUCCGGUACGAAGACACCGGAGCCUACACCUGCAUCGCCAAGAAUGAGGUGGGAGUGGACGAGGAUAUUUCCUCUCUCUUUGUAGAGGAUUCGGCCAAGAAGACUCUUGCAAACAUUCUGUGGAGAGAAGAAGGACUGAGUGUGGGGAACAUGUUCUACGUGUUUUCUGAUGAGGGCAUCACGGUUCUUCAGCCCAGUGAAUGUGAAAUACGCAGACAUAUGAAGCGGACAGAGAGGAUUGUUGCUACCUAUGAGGAGAUGUGCCCUAAAGGUGAGGGGGUGUCACCUCAGCACUGCGUGUGGUCCUCAGCAGUCAACAUCAGGGAUAAGUACAUCUACGUGACCCAGCCCCUCCAGGGCCGACUGCUGGUUGUCGAUAUUCAAGCACAGAAGGUGGUGCAGGCAGUAGCAACAGAUCCUUAUCCAGUGAAGAUGCUGUAUGACAAAUCACAUGACCAAGUGUGGGUCUUAACAUGGGGAGAUACAGACAAAACACACCCAACGCUUCAGGUAAUUCCUCAAGCCAGUGUGGGUGAAGCACAUCAUGCCAUCCGCACGACUUUCCAGAGGGUGAACGACUUCUUCAUUCCUCCAACUAACCUCAUCAUCACUCACGUGAGGUUUGCCUUUGUCUUCCUCAAAAAUGAACCUGCGGUACACAAGAUUGAUCUGGAGACCUUCCACCGCGUCAAGACCAUCAGCCUGAAGAACUAUAGCUGCAUACCAGUCAGCAUGGCUUACACACACCUGAGUGGCUUCUAUUUCAUCCAGUGCCAGAGCAAGAGCCUUCUGCAAGCCCCGCCACAGCUCAUCAUCGACAGCGUGACAGACGCCGUGAUUGGUCCGAACCUAAAUGUCACGGGCCAGGCUUUCGUGUCCCCGGACGGCCGCUACAUUGUGACACCUGACCCACGGAGUUCAAAGCUGAUAGUACAGACAGUGUCGUUCCAGGGGGAGCUGGGUCUGAACCAGGAAAUUGACCAGCCUGUAGCUGUCUCUGAUCUGGUUUUCCAGCCCUCCUUCACAGAGUCCAACCAGCAUGUGGUCGUGGCCACCUCGGGCUCAGGCACGGACCUGCUGUUUGCCGAUCUGUCCUCAGGCCGCACUGAGGUUCUCCGGAGCCUCAAGGAGCCCCUGGGCCCCCAAGCCUGGCCGUGGGGUGGCCCCAACCGAGUGGUGGUCUCCAGCGGGUUGUUCGGACAGUACCUGGUGACACCGUCAGUCGAGUCGCUCUUUGUCCUGAACGGCAAACAGAGAACGCCACACUGCGAGGUGUCAGACAUCAAGAGAGGGAACACAGUUGUUUGGGUGGGGGAGGUAUGAGUUAAAAAGAAAAAAAAGCAGGAGAUGUAGAAGUAGAGGCGCAAGUGGGGAAAAAAGGAGAAGGAAAGAUCAGGCCAAAUGACCUAUUAUUAAGAUUUGUGUGAACAUAAGUUGUGGACUCAACCCUAGGACUGAGUGAGAGGGAAACAUGCCUGGGUUUGUUGUAACAAAAGUACACUUAAAAAUAGAGUAAUUGAGAAAAUAUUAAGAAAAUCUGUUGUGAUAUUUCUAUUGGGAGAAAGUGUCAAUGCCGUUCAGUGCAACAGUGAUCUAUGUGCACUUAACUAUACAGAAUUGUACAUUAUUGCACUUCCUUCCAUGUUAUCACAGCAAAUAGGUACCUGAAGAGGGGUUAUUAACGAACUAUGCACAAUGCUCACUUUUUUUAGACUAAAAAGCUUUCCAAUUUUUGUUUAUCUCAACGUUUGUCGUUUUCACCAGUGCUGCAUAUAAUCACCACAAACUGUCAGUCUGUCCUGUCUGCCUUUAGUGUAUGCGUGUUCUGAGUCCUUUUAAAAGCUACCAACACCAUCUGUUUACUCGCCUUCGUCAUGGUAUUGUACUGUACUCUCCCUCUGAAAGCUUUCAUUCUUCUGUGUAAUACCCUCUAUUUACAUUGUCUAUCCAAAGAGCCCAAUUGGUCCAUUAGCCGUCGAAUGUUUCGGUCGCAGAGGAAGCCUAACCAGAAAUGAAAAGUACAUCUUCUGGUCUCUUGCAAUGGUAUAAUCUGUCCCCUGUUGUCUCUCACAUUUAUUCUGAACCUGCACAGCUCUGUGCUGUGAAGCCUGAAAAUGCCACUUAUACCACUUAGCAGAUUCCCUCAGGGUAAUGACUCCGGUUUACACUGACCCAUAUGCUGAGGCCGAGCCACAGUAGCAUCAACUCUGCUGUCUAACUGGCUGUGAGCAUUUGUACAUCCUCUCAGAGAGCCGUGCAUGAAGAUCAAACUCCAAGUCAGGUAGACUGACACUAACCAUGUGGUAUUCAGCACCAGGUAAAACUUUUAUUAAUUACUGUCAGCAUCAAACACUAUCUGGAUAGCAGCUACAUAUGCACAGGAAAAGAUAUUCUGUAUCUCAAAGCCUGGCAACCCGUUUCAGAAGUAGAGAUGCAUUUUCACAAACAUUAGCAAUAUGUACUGUAUUAAACAUCUUUCCUGUUGUCAGGAAUAAUUAUUGAUUGUGAAAUUACAUAAAUGGCUGUACAUGUACGUUUAUUAUUGUUACUCAGAAAUUGCAUCCCUACUUUUGAAACAAAAAACUGAAAUUACUGUCUCGAGGCGGUAACCGAACAAACACCAGCAACUCUUUACAUAUAGCAGAUAUUUAUUUGUUUGUGGAGGAACUGCAUCAUCUUUUGUGUAACUGUGUUUUUCCUCUUGCACUAAUCAUCAUUAUGAUGAUCCAUUAGCAGCAAGACAGAACUGCAGCUUUUUGCAGAUGUAAUAGCAUUAUCAGAAAUUACUGGAAACAUAAUGUCUCCAAAGCAUUUCUGCCUACUGACAGUAGUGCUGGUCUACAUAUGAAGGAACGCUCCUGAUGGCUCUUACAUAGUGGUCUAAAAUUGGUGCCAAUGCUGGGGUAAUGGCUUUUACUUUUCUUUUUUUCCCUCUUUAGAUCUACAAGAAUUCUCAAUAAGUCAGUUCUGUUAAAUGCUCCUGACUUUACCUGGUUGAUGAUGAAGUAAUUGUUUGCUGGGGAGACUUCUUACAUUGUGUUUCUCAAAUUUGCUCUUAGAAAUAGUCACACAGCAGAAGACUAUUUUAAUUGUACCUUUCUCACCAGUAUGAAAAAAUGAGAACCAAAAAAUAGACAGACUCGAUAAUAACACAGUGAGCCUCAAGCAAAAACCACUCAAACAUUUGGCUUUUAUGGGGAACAUUCAAGUCAUUUAAAGAGAGUCUGACUAUAAUCAGAGAAAAGAAACUCAAGAAUUUACCCUGGAUUCACAAUGAAUGAAUUUGGUGUUUAAAUUUGAUACUAAAUGUAAUAGAAUAUGUAUCCAAGAUGACCUUAAUGCUUAAAAUUACUAUUUAUUCACCAGGUCAUCAUGACUCACAGUUUCAUGGGAGGUUCUGUUAGAAUUGAGGCACAUUUUAGUACAGCAUGUUCAGUCCUUAAACUCGACACAUUUGUAUACUUAAGAGAGUUUAGUGAAUCCAACCAAACUGAAAAUGUUCUUGCGUGAGCCUCAGUGUGAACUUGCCUUUGAAGUAAAAUAGAAUCUGGGAUGUACUUCAGCAUCACAGCACAAAUACUCACAGCCUUUGGGAUUUUGCAGUUGCUGACCAUUUUUUGGCGGGUCAAACAUGCUUGAAAGAAGUGAGAUUAAAGUUGUAUUUAUCUCCACAGAUCACGAUGUCAAAGUCCAGCUUUAACACGCUUCACGUGAGUACUCUAGGAGAAACAAACCACUGUAAAUCCAACUGGAGUCUUGUGAAUGGAGUUUACUGUAUCUGCUUGUGUGUGUUUCCCCUCCCCACAAACAGCAACCUAAAUUAAAUAUUAAUCAUCUUCUCCUAAUAUGUAGUUGUGCCUGUAACUCCCCAAUGGGAUGCAAUGUGUAGGGUAGAAACCAAGCUGUGCAAGAAAAGAAAAAGUAAACACAGGAGUGAAGCAGAUUUGUCGUUCUUGUUUGUGACUUCGGUAUUUGCUGCUAAUCUGCCACGAAAACCUUUCUGGCAUGAUGGUCUUUUUGAAGGCAAAGACUCAAUGUUUCCUAGACCACUGUUGCACUGAGGACAGAAAUAUAUAUCUGCGAUACAUCUAAGCUAUGUGAAUGGAAACUUGUUAAAUUGGUAAUCUAGUUUUCUGUCUAAAUGAAAAAAAGAAGAUUCAGGCUCUGAAGUUUCCUAAAGUCACUACCCCAUCCAAAGUCCCUGAUGGCCCUAAACGAGUAACCGACAGUGUUCAACAGCUCAGAGACAUGCAUGUAAUGAAAAUAGAUCUUCAACAUGAUUACCAUUGACCUCUCAGUGAUCUUUCACAGUCACAUACAGUUUACCGUUGCUUGUGAAAAAGUCACUUUUCUGCCCUCUCAUUGUCACAUCUGUCAGCUUCUCUCUUAAGGUCGAUUCAGCAGUAAGACAUCGCUGCUAGAGCCAAGGAGAGCAAGAGCAAAGAGACUGCACCUGUGCUUGCUGAUAGAACUACAUUAUUGGCUAGCUCACGUUGUUUGUUUGGGUCUACCUUCAGUGUCACAUGACUAUUUCCGUACCUCUCCUUUAACCCUGAAGCAAGGGGCUGCAGAGCUGAACCGCUUGGUGUGAUAGACAUUGAUAGGAACCACUGUUGUAGAUAACAUUGUUCAUGUUUAGAACACGUUCAGACAUGACAAAACUGACUGUACAGUUUUCUUUAUGCAUUUUGUGUGUUCUGGUUUAUGAGGGAAUUGUUUUGUAAGAAAAAAAUCGAAUUAAAUAUAUUGUAAAAAUCAA